GUGCCCUUCUCUCUCUCUCUUCCUCUUCCUCACACCCCUCUCUCUCUCUACAGUGGAGUUCCUGGAGAUCUAUGCAUGACUAAAAAAAAGCUAUAUAUAAAGUGGGAAUUGUGAAGGAGAUCUAGCUAGAGAGAUAAUAAUAAUAACAAUAACAAUAACAAUGGGGAGGGGAAAGAUUGAGAUAAAGAGGAUCGAGAACACGACGAGCCGCCAAGUCACCUUCUGCAAGCGGCGCAACGGCCUGCUCAAGAAAGCGUACGAGCUGUCGGUGCUUUGCGACGCCGAGAUCGCCCUCGUUAUCUUCUCUACCCGAGGCCGGCUUUACGAGUACUCGAAUAGCAGCAUAAGAUCAACCAUUGAGAGGUACAAGAAGGCCUGUUCCAACAGUCCAAAUUCAAGCUCCACUGUAGAGGUCAAUUCUCAUCAAUACUAUCAGCAAGAAGCAGCGAAGCUCCGCCACCAGAUACAGAUUCUGCAAAAUGCAAACAAGCACCUCAUGGGUGAAGCACUGAGUAAUUUGACAGCUAAAGAGCUCAAGCAACUCGAGAACAGGCUCGAGAGAGGCAUUGCUCGGAUUAGAUCAAAGAAGCAUGAGCAGCUGUUUGCGGAGAUCGAAUACAUGCAGAAAAGGGAAGCAGAUCUUCAAAAUGACAAUAUGCACCUCAGAGCUAAGAUAGCAGACAGCGAGCGAGCGCAGCAGGCUAACAUUGUAUCCGGUGGAACCGAAUUGGACGCUCUUCCGACGUUUGAUUCGAGAAACUACUAUCAUGUCAGUAUGUUGGAUGCAGCAUCGCACUACUCGCAUCACCAAGAUCAGACCACACUUCAUCUCGGGUACGAAAUAAAAGCCGAUCCAGCUGCGAAAAAUUUGCUCUAAAUUGUGUGUGUGUGUGUGUGUAUGUGUGUGUGUGUGUGUGUCCUUUUGCUUAUUGAGUGUCCUAGCAACAUCAAUCAUAAGGUGAUAAGUGUUUGGUAAUUAAUGAUAUGUUUGAACACUAGCACUUAAUUUGUACUGAUCUCUAAAUUCUGCUGUUUUCGGUGUGCGCAAUUUGGUUAUGAAAUAAAAAUAAGUAUCAGAAGAAGUAAA
Messenger RNA from Ananas comosus (pineapple), 1087 nucleotides. RefSeq names its product MADS-box transcription factor 21-like. The transcript has 8 exons. Gene Ontology annotation, molecular function: DNA-binding transcription factor activity, RNA polymerase II-specific; RNA polymerase II cis-regulatory region sequence-specific DNA binding; protein dimerization activity. Gene Ontology annotation, biological process: positive regulation of transcription by RNA polymerase II. Gene Ontology annotation, cellular component: nucleus. Lineage: Eukaryota; Viridiplantae; Streptophyta; Magnoliopsida; Poales; Bromeliaceae. Bases 161 to 877 code for a protein of 238 amino acids. The record is from RefSeq and is a predicted model, not a curated record.